UAUUUUUCUUUAUUGGUUUUCGAUAAGACAAUGGUAUUGUUAUAGCAGGAGUGAUACUUGAUUAAUUACUUUUUACAUUGAAAUAGGUCGUCAGUAAUGGGUUGUAAAAGAUAAUUGAGUUUCUGUAAUGACUCCAAUAACGUUUUCGGGAUCAAGAAAUGGAGAGACAGCAAUGUAAUUCACUUCAAAACUUUGAUGAUCCUAAAACUGAAAUUUUGAAAAAAAGACUAUUAAAAUCUACGAGCGCCCCCGUCACAACCAAUUUAUCGCAAAAUAGUUCGCAACACAAUGUGCUAUUGAAUACAUUACGUGCACCAAUACCAAGCAGCAUGAUUGUGUCCUCUGUGCAAGCCCCUCAGAGCUCUAUGCCAAUUACUCAUAAUUUGGUCACCCAUUCCAUUGCCCCUAUGAAAAUCCAUACCAACAAUGCCCCAUAUCCACUCCAACUGUCCACUGUACAUGUCCCUGUGCAAAUACCAGGCUCCACAUCGAAUAUUAAUGUCCCUGUUCAGUUAUCAGGCCCUACAAAUACAGUACCGUUGCAAAUUACCCCUGUUAGUCUUCCUCUUCAAGUGUCAGGGGCGACCAGUGUGCCUGUACAAUUACCAGCUGGUGAAACUAUAAAUGUGCCUCUCCAAAUUCCUGCUGCGGCACAAAAUAUUCAGUUAACCACACCAACGCUACCUUCUAUGCCUCUUUUGCAAACCACCAACCAGCCGCUCCAUAACUCCAUUAUUCAUGUCCAUAUGGGCUCAAAUGCAAGGCCAAAUAGUAUAGAUGGGGCAUCUGAUUUAACAGUCUCCAGUUCGUCACAGCUACAGAUGGCUGACACAUCAGGGGUCCAAGUCAAAAUGACUAACCCCACAUCAGUUUCACAAGUCCAUGUCGGUGCUAAUCCAGUUGUUCAAAUCCCAAACACAAGUAACAACUCCAUACAACUUGCGCUACCAAACACCAACUCGGGCACUGUCCAGUUGAGGGGUGCUGCGAGGCCUGUCCCUCACAUGGUGUACAUCCAGACCCCAACGGGUUUGAAAGCUGUGACCAGUACUGAGGUUAUCAGCCAGGCCAGCACAAGUGGCAACCCACCUCAAAUUAUAGUAAGGAGACCUGUUACCAGUAACAACAAUAUCUUGAUAUCAAACGUUAGCAACAAACCUAAUAUUGCACCCAAGGUGCCCAACCAAAACAAGUCUUCUAUAUUAGCUCCUGUUAAUGCCACACAGCCUAUUGUCAUACAAAAACCAAAAUCAAAUGAUAAAAUGAUGGUGCCAGUAAGCAUUGCUCCUGGAAAUCAAAGCAAGCAAGCAAUUGCAUAUCUAAGUUCUGUAAAAAAGCCGAGUACCAAGUCAUUGAAUGAUAACCAAUCAAUUUUAAUAUCCAAUAACCAGUCAAAUGUCCCAUCAGGGAAUCAAAAACUCUUCCUAACUCCAAUGAAUAUGCCAAAAAUGCAGAAUACAAAAUUUAUUCUUCCUGUCACUUUGCCAGCCACUAUGGCAUCAAAAGGGCCCUUUAUAAAUCUCCAAAUUGCUAAUGGUCAGAUACAAAAUGAUCCUCAGGGGAAUAUUACUGUAAUGAGGGAUCCUACGCCCAUGGAAAAUACCGAAAUACCACCAUUACACCCGUUAGGCAAAACUGGUGGUAACAAUAAAGACAAGAACUCAGUAUCAGAAAACUCUAAAGGUGAGAAAGCAUACACUUUUUCAAUAUCUGGAUCACGAGCCGAACCGACAGGUGAACAAGGAGAGUAUACUUUGUCUAUACCAGAGACAAAUGCAUCAAUGAAUGAUGACAUUUUUACAGUCUCAAUCGCCGAUGAUGAAGGGGGACAGACUAGAGAAAAAUCAUUCACUUUGGCUAUCCCAGAGAAGGGAAAAAGUUUAUUAAACAAGAAUGUUUUAGAUAGAAAUGAUAUGGGCCCAGUUACCAUUGCAGCUCCUGCAAUAUUGAGAAGGUCCAAUUCAGAUAACAGUGACAGAAAAACUGCUAAUGCAAAUCUCAAAAGACGUAUCUCACUUUGUAACGAAAACUUAUCCAACAAGAAGAUUAAUUUGUCUAUGCCUCAACCAAAAAUUGAAAAAACAGAUGACAACCAUGAAUCUGACAAUAAUGAUGAUCACAGAGUUCCAUCUUUGUUUUGUGAUGAAAAAUUGGAUAAAGAUUUAGAAGCUAAAGUCAACUUAGGCGAUUCUGACGAAGAUUAUAAAGAGGUGAAAACUGAGCCUAAUACUGAGAGGGAUAUCCAAGCAAACAAUCAUGAUGAGCUAUAUUAUAAAAAAGACACAAUUGUUGAGAAAGAAAGUGAUUUUGGUGUCCAAAAUAAAUUGAAUACCACUAUGGAAGAGGAUCCUCCUGGUAUAAUUUGGAAUAAUGGAAUCGGUAUACUGCAGGGUAGUAAAAUACAAUUUCGCACAAAUGAAUUUGGUCUCAUUGAUAUAGUUGAUAGGGGUGACCAAGAGGAUGUAUUGGCUAAUUCAAAUGUCAAGUACCAUACACCAUUGAAGCAGCGUGUUGAAAGAAAUCCUAGGGACAAAAAACCUAACUCCCCUGAGGAUAUGUACCGUUGUGAUGGUUGUGGAUGUCACGGUAUGGCUGCAGAUUUCAUUAAUCCCAACUUCUGCAGUUCAGCGUGUCAAAGUGAUGUGCAGAAAAUUUUACAAAAGAAAAAGGAUAAAGAGAGAGCAGAAUUGAAUAAAAAGAGGAAUAAAAUGAAAAAAAUACUUAUGAAGAAGCAAUGGUGGGAUACUGAUACAUUGCAAGACAAGGAUGACAAAACAGCAUCGAAACAUUAUGACUCUGGUGAUAUACACAGCGAUGAUACUAUAAAAUUGAGCGAUGACAUGGAGAAUGAGAAGUAUCCUUGGAUGUGUGGCAAGAAUGGGUUCUCGUGGAUGCGGUACCUUGAUAUCUGUAAAGCGAAGGCAGCCCCCGUAAAGUUGUUUAAAGAUCCAUUCCCGUAUCAAACGCGGAAUGGGUUCAAGGUUGGGAUGCGGCUUGAGGCGAUAGAUCCGCAACAUCCGUCGAUGUUUUGCGUGGUAUCUGUGGCGGAAGUGCAGGGCUACCGGAUGCGUCUCCACUUUGACGGAUAUCCGGAUUUACAUGAUUACUGGGUAAAUUCGGAUUCGAUAGACAUCUUUCCUCCGGGCUGGUGUGAGAAGAAUGGUCGCACAUUAAAACCACCAGCCAACUAUAAUGCCUCUAUAUUUUCUUGGCCGUUGUACUUAAAACAUAUGCGAGCGAUCGCUGCGCCCAGGCAUCUGUUCCCACAUAUCACUAAUACGAUCUUCAAACCAAACUGCUUCCGCAUCGGGAUGAAACUCGAGGCGGAGGACCGGAAGAACGAGCUGGUCUGCGUAGCCACCAUUACGGAUAUGAUGGACAACCGGAUGCUGAUCAACUUCGACAGCUGGGACGAGAUGUACGACUACUGGGUCGAUCCCACAUCACCGUAUAUCCAUCCUGUGGGCUGGGCGGAAGAAAACGGCAUAUCACUGACGCCGCCCAACUUUUACAAGGACCCCGACGAGUUCUCAUGGGAGAGCUACCUGUCGGACACGGGCGCGUCUGCGGCGCCCCCGAGAGCGUUCAAGACACGCCCGCCCCAGGGAUUCAAACCCGGCAUGAAGUUGGAAGUUGUUGAUUCCAGGGUGCCGUUCCUGAUCCGCGUGGCGAGCAUAAGCGAGGUGAAGGGCCACCAGGUGCGCGUAUCGUUCGACGGCUGGCCCGACGACCUCUCCGCCUGGAUGGACGACGACUCGCCCGACAUACACCCAGUCGGAUGGUGCCUCAAGACAGGACACCCGCUCGAGCCGCCACUCACGGCGGAGGAGCUGUCUGUGGAGGGCCCGUGCGGCGUGGGAGGGUGCCGAGGACUGGGCUCAGUACGUGGCGGAGCGCACAAACAGCACGCAGCCGCCACCGCGUGCCCGUACCGCGGCCGCCGCCCGCAUCCCGCGCCCGACCGCCUCGCGCCCCACCUGCAGCCCGCCGACCGCGCCCUGCCGCGCUCGCGCAGCCGCGCCCCGCCGCGCUCCCGCACCCCGCGCCCACGUCUAAAUCAAUAUAAUUAUAUAAAUUAACACGCCAGUACUCCAACUAGCGAUACCAAAGAGAAGUACGUAUUUAAUUAACCACCGAAGCACAAGCGAGUGGAUGAAGUUACUAAAAACGAUCCGGCGUCGGACGACGAGUCCGUAUCGAGCGGCGGCUGGAAGCGGUGGCGGGGGAGCGAGCCCCUCGCCCCCUCGCACGCGCUGCGCACCUACUCGCGGUCGUCCGCCGCGCCCGCCACCUCCGCGGGGGGCACGGGCGCCUCCGGGGCCCACGCGCCGCCCGCCGCGCCGCGUCAGCCCCCGCCGCCGCCCCGCUCGCCGCACUUCCCCCUCGCGCGGUACUUCGCCGACCUCGACCUGCCGGAGGACCCCACGCUUUGGACUGAGAGAGAGGUGGCGACGCUAGUAUCGCGCAUCGGCGGCGAGGCGGCCGGCGAGUUAGCGACGCGCGCUCGGAUCGCCGGCGCGGAGCUGGUGAUGGCGUCCUGCGAGGAGCUGGCCGGGGCGCUGCGGCUGCGGCUCGGGCCGGCGCUGCGGCUGCACGGAGCUGUGAGAGCACUACGCCGCUCGCUGCUCGCCGCCGCCUGCCAUUAACUUCGGCUCGGCUCGGUUCGCCUCGACUCGGCUAGGCUCGGCUCCGACUCGACUCGGCCAAGCUCGGCUCGCUUCGGACGGGGUCGGCACGCGCUUCGGCUCGGCUCGGCCCGCGCUCCUGCUCGAUUAGGGCCACUACUUGCAGGCGCUAACGCAUGCGAUCUACUCUCCGACUGAAAACUGUGACGUGACUGAAAUAAAUUCAUAAUUAUAUGUGAGAGCGUCCUCUCAAACCUAGUGACGUACAUGUGCAGUGUAAAUGGAACAUUAAAAAUAUAUUAAAUUGCUCAUCGCAACUCGAGUGUUGUCAGAAUUCUGUAGUAUUAUAAAUUUUCAUUUUUACCGGCCCUAUAGCUUAAAAUUUAUUACGUUAGUAGUUUUACUAACUUUAUAUUUUUGUAAAUACUUUAAUUAGUGUACAGUGUCAAUUUGUUAUAGACAAUAUUAUUUAUAAUUUGCAUGAAGCAAUAAUAUGAAAUUGGCACAAAAUAGAUGAACAUCAUGCUUUAAGUGAACAGGUUGUGAUUGUACGAGAUCUAUUUUGUGUUGUAUAUGAAAUAGAGGUGUCUACAAAUAUUAGUGCAGUAGUGUUUCACCCACUUCAGCCCAGCGGUGGGAUGAGUUUAGGAGUUACAAUUUGAAUGUUAUUGCAAUUAUAUCUUUUUUUAAUCAGAAUUAUAAAAUUGUAUAUUAAAUGCUGGGCUAAUAGUGACAAAAUCCAAAAAGAAAUACUGAUGAAGGUCAUAUCAAAAAUUUAAAAUAUUUAUAAAAUAUAUGAAAUCAUGAGGAUAAAAUUUUAUUGACAUUGUUUCAUCGAACUCCUUUUUUUUAUUGUUAGUAUAAAUCACACGUUUCUCGUAUUAUACAAAUUCAAUUAAUAUACUAUACAACUGAUAUACAGUGCAAAAAGUAUAUAUAUACACCACUGUAAUCGACACAGAACGAAUUGAAGUUGUCUCUAAAUCACUCAUGUCGCCUUUCUAUAUUAUAAAUUUUAGUCUAUACCUAUAUUACUCAAUCAUUAUUGAACGGCUGGACAUAUUCGAAUGAAAUUUACACACAUAGAUUGUUGUCUAUCACAUUUUUUAUUAGACACUAAAUCGUUUGGUAUACAAAAUUCUUAAUAGAACAUACAAUGUAAUUCAUCAUCAUCAUCAUCGCAGCCCGGAAGACGUCCACUGCUGGACAUAGGCCUUGUAUUGUGUACAUACAAUGUAAUUAUGAAGUAUAAAACUAUACGGCCAGUACGUCAGCAACAUAGAUCAUGUUUUGAAUUAUUUUUAACCAACAUUCACACGGACAUCGCCGCAAAAUACAACGAGUAUAAACAUAAGUGGAUGGGGUGGUUUUAUUUCCACCCCCAUGUAAAUAGGCCUCAGAUGCCAAUAAUUCCAAUGAGUCGUAUUAUUGUGUUUAUAUUUUAAGUUAACGUGUGCAAUUUAGUAUUUAUAACUUGUGCUAUUU
Molecule: messenger RNA, 6110 nt
Organism: Achroia grisella
Lineage: Eukaryota; Metazoa; Arthropoda; Insecta; Lepidoptera; Pyralidae
Gene: l(3)mbt
Exons: 12
Biological process (GO): regulation of DNA-templated transcription
Cellular component (GO): nucleus
Molecular function (GO): zinc ion binding
Source: RefSeq, a predicted model, not a curated record